CCAAAGAAAAAGUAGAUAUAGAAAUUGCCACUUUGGUUGAAGAUGCCCAACAUCAGGCAGAUGAGGAAGAGGGAGAGGAAGACCAAAAAAUGGACCCAAGAGGCAAUGGACCAGGCCAAGCAGGAGGUGGAAGCAGGCAGGCUCUCUCUACGGCAGGCAGCCAUGAGGUUUGGGGUCCCUAAGUCCAGCCUGAGUGACCGAGUCAGCGGAAGAGUGGCCUCCGAUUUUUCCAUCACCCAUGCAGACGAAGACUCCCUGGUGGAGUACUGUCUGUACUCUGCUCUGCAUGGGUUUCCGCUGACAAAGCCUCAGGUCCUGGCCCACGCUCUGGCCAUCUACAACCUCCGCCACCAGGAUGCGCAGAGGACCGCGCUUGGCCAGACGUGGUGGAUAAACUUCAGGGAACGGCAAAAAGAUCGCCUAACAUCCAGGACCCCAGACUUCAUUGACCAAGGGAGGGCAUCCUGUGCUAAGAGGGGGCCCAUAGAAGACUAUUUCCGGCUCCUCACCACCACCCUGGAGGAGCAUGUGCUGAGGGAGAAACCCCGUCAGAUUUAUAACUGUGACGAGACGGGGUUUCAGCUGGAAACCAACAGACGGCAAGUCAUCGUGCCCCGGGGGACCAAGCAUGCAUACAGGCAGGCCCAGGGAACAAGGGAGCACAUCACCGUCCUGGCCUGCCUGAACGCGGUUGGGAGGAUAUCCCCCAUUUAUCAUCUACAAGGGGGAUAUCCAGGGGCCCCUACAAUAAAGUAG
Messenger RNA from Perca flavescens (yellow perch), 756 nucleotides. RefSeq lists its product as uncharacterized. Gene Ontology annotation, molecular function: DNA binding. The coding region runs from base 43 to 756 and encodes 237 amino acids. Lineage: Eukaryota; Metazoa; Chordata; Actinopteri; Perciformes; Percidae. The transcript has 2 exons. The record is from RefSeq and is a predicted model, not a curated record. Gene Ontology annotation, cellular component: nucleus.